ACUGGUAGUCGGCUACUCCAACUCGCACACCACCAACCCCCUUGACUCUGACACCUCCCCUCCCACUCCGAGUCCUAUACGGCUAUACUAGAUCCCGUUCCCUUCCCAUUCCGCCCCAAGCAGCCCAAAACCCUUCCGUUUCCACGAUGGCCGCCGCCGCCGCCACGCCGCACUCCCUCGUCCUCCAGCGCUCCAACACCGCCGUGCCGAGGGCCGCCGCCGUCUCCUCCUCCUCCCUCCGCCUCCCCACGCGCGCCGCCAGGAUCUCCUGUACGGCGGUGGCCGCGCCGUCCCCCUCCUCACCCGUCACCGGUGCCGCGGAGCGUGGCGUCUACAACUUCGCGGCGGGCCCGGCCACGCUCCCGCUCUCCGUCCUCGAGAAGGCGCAGGCGGAGCUCGUCGACUACCGCGGCUCCGGGAUGAGCAUCAUGGAGAUGAGCCACCGCGGGAAAGAGUUCGACGCCGCCAUCAAGAAGGCCGAGGCCGACCUCCGCGCGCUCCUCGCCGUGCCCGACACCCACGCUGUCCUUUUCCUCCAGGGCGGCGCCACCACCCAGUUCGCCGCCGUGCCGCUCAACCUCUGCGCCGAUCCCUCCGACCCCACCGACUUCGUCGUCUCUGGGUCAUGGAGCGACAAGGCCUUCAAGGAGGCCAAGAAGUUCUCCGCCGCCGCCGUCGCCUGGUCCGGCAAGGACGGCAAGUACACCUCCCUCCCGCCCUUCGACGCCAUCAAGCAGAACCCGGAGGCCAGGUUCCUCCACAUCUGCUCCAACGAGACCAUCCACGGCGUCGAGUUCAAGGACUACCCGGAGCCCAAGAACAAGUCCGGCAUCCUAGUCGCCGACAUGUCCUCCAACUUCUGCUCCAAGCCCGUCGACGUCUCCCGCUUCGGUGUCAUCUACGCCGGCGCGCAGAAGAACGUCGGCCCCUCCGGUGUCACCAUCGUCAUCGUGCGCAAGGACCUCAUCGGCAACGCGCAGCCCAUCACGCCGGUCAUGCUGGACUUCAAGACGCACGCCGACAACGCCUCGCUCUACAACACCCCGCCCUGCUUCGCCAUCUACAUCUGUGGGCUCGUGUUCGAGGACCUGCUCGCGCAGGGCGGCCUCGCCGAGGUCGAGAAGAAGAACGCCCACAAGGCCGGCAUCCUAUACGACACCAUUGACGCCAGCGGCGGGUACUACGUCUGCCCCGUAGAGAAGUCUGUGCGGUCGCUGAUGAAUGUGCCCUUCACGCUGGCCAAGGGGCCGGACUUUGAGAAGCAGUUCAUCGCCGAGGCGACCAAGGAGGGCAUGGUGCAGCUCAAGGGGCACAGGUCGGUCGGUGGCGUGCGCGCAUCCAUCUACAAUGCCAUGCCGCUCGCUGGUGUGGAGAAGCUUGUCGCGUUCAUGAAGGAUUUCCAAGCGAGGAACGCUUGAUUGGCUUGUGUUGUGAUCGUUUGGCAUUGCUACUCUUUAGUAGAAUGUUUUGUUCUUCAUAACAUAAGUGGGCUCUGUAUAAGAGCUGCUUUGCGCAUUCGCGAUCCAUCUGUAGUAUCAGUACCGUAAUAACUAUCUGCAAUGUAUUUUUCUCUCUUUUUUGGUGUCUAUGGGAUUCCAUGGUUCACCGGAUGUGUUCUUCUGGGAAUAAAGGUAGUUGGUCAGUUGUCUUGGGAGUAUGUGAUGCUGCUGUAUGAUUCAGACAUCAGAGCUUAUAUGACAGUAUCCAAUUUUAAGUUC
Molecule: messenger RNA, 1718 nt
Organism: Phragmites australis (common reed)
Lineage: Eukaryota; Viridiplantae; Streptophyta; Magnoliopsida; Poales; Poaceae
Product: phosphoserine aminotransferase 1, chloroplastic-like
Exons: 1
Coding region: 147-1418 (423 amino acids)
Biological process (GO): L-serine biosynthetic process
Cellular component (GO): cytoplasm; chloroplast stroma
Molecular function (GO): pyridoxal phosphate binding; O-phospho-L-serine:2-oxoglutarate transaminase activity
Source: RefSeq, a predicted model, not a curated record